AUCGCACUGUCUGUCAAAGGGGAGUUUUUGUUGAAUUCCCUAAUAAAGCGGCGAUUACACGAAGCUCGCACUUCAUUCAACCGCCGGCUGCCGUUCUAGCGAAAAUAGCCUGCUACGACGUGGUACGUGGUGAACUGAUAGCGCAGCAAACAUGGCACAGAACGAGGAAAGACUGGACGUCAUCAUUUUUGGCGCAAGCGGCUUCACCGGCAAGUACACCAUCUACGAAGGCAUCAAGCUGCUCGAGGGGCUACGAUGGGGCGUAGCGGGUCGCAGUCGCGAGAAACUGCGCCAGACGGUGGCCGAGAUCGAAAAGAAAGCGGACAAGGACCUGUCGGAGGUGCCCAUCAUUACGGCCGACCUGAAGGAUGACGACUCGCUGAAGCAGAUGGCGGAACGGUGCAAGGUGCUGAUCAAUUGCUGCGGCCCGUACCGAUUCUACGGCGAACCGGUGGUGAAGGCGUGCAUCGAGGCCGGUACCCACCAUGUGGACGUCAGCGGUGAACCGCAGUACAUGGAGCGGAUGCAGCUGGAGUAUCACCAGCGGGCGCAGGAGCGCGGCGUGUACGUGGUGUCGGCCUGCGGGUUCGAUUCCAUCCCGGCCGAUCUCGGCACCGUGUUUCUGGAGCGCCAGUUUGAUGGGGUGGUCAACUCGGUCGAAACGUAUCUGCAGGUGACGUCGAAAAUUCCGCACGACGGUGGGGCGGUCCUGCACUACGGUACCUGGGAAUCGGCAAUUUACGGGCUGGCCCACGCCAACGAGCUGCGACCACUGCGGACGCAGCUGUACAAAACGCGGCUGCCCAACUUCCAGCCACGCCUUAAGGAUCGCAUGGUGGUGCAUAAGGCGAGCUUUCUGAACGGCUGGUGGGCGGUACCGUUCCCCGGUUCCGAUCGGUCGGUCGUGAUGCGCUCCCAGCGUCAUUUCUACGACACGGAAAAGAAGCGUCCGAUCCAAAUGAAGGCUUACGUUGCGUUUGAAUCAAUUGUGCAAGUUUUGGCGGUUGCGUUUGUAGCGAUCGUAUUUGCGAUCAUGUGCCGGUUCAAAUUCGGACGCCAGAUGCUGCUGAAGUUCCCAAAACUGUUCACCUUUGGAUACGCGUCGCACGAAGGUCCGACGGAAAAAUCGAUGGAAAACGCACAGUUUGCGAUCUACUUCCGCGGCGAAGGGUGGGAUAAGGAGGAGAAGCUGCUCGAACCCACCGACCAGUUCAAGAGCCCUCCGACGAAAAAGAUCGUCACGAAGGUGUCGGGCACCAAUCCGGGCUAUGGAGCGACCUGCGUUGCCCUGGUCCUGUCUGCUCUUACUAUUUUGCGUGAAAGUGAUAAAAUGCCCGGCACCGGUGGUGUUUAUCCUCCCGGCGCUGCCUAUGCUAAAACGAGCCUUAUCGAGCAGCUGUCUAAGAAUGGUUUCACAUUGGAAGUGAUCAAGCCCCCGAAGUAAUUGCAGUAAUAGGCAGCGGCGGGACGAUCGGAGGAAAAUUUACAUUACAGCGGUAUAAAUCCACUCUUGGUACGUGUCAAACUGUGGGAAGGUUGCAAAUGGUUAGUGGCGGUUGCGACAAAGUCGCCUAUAAUAUUUCACUGUCAUCGUUUAUUACUAAUACAUUUUUAAAGAGAUUAAUUUAAACACUUACA
This is a messenger RNA of Anopheles merus, 1638 nucleotides long. Its product is annotated as saccharopine dehydrogenase-like oxidoreductase. The transcript is spliced from 5 exons. Lineage: Eukaryota; Metazoa; Arthropoda; Insecta; Diptera; Culicidae. The record is from RefSeq and is a predicted model, not a curated record. Gene Ontology annotation, cellular component: lipid droplet; plasma membrane; mitochondrion. Gene Ontology annotation, biological process: glycolipid biosynthetic process. The coding region runs from base 152 to 1444 and encodes 430 amino acids.